CCAUCUCACACGUAGAGCCCAUUCAUCGGGCGCGCACGCACGCCGCGAGGAACGGUCGGCGACGGAGACGACACGACAGUGCCCAAGUCGAAGCGAGCGGCUUUGCCGGCGGCGGCGACCGGAGGAUGGGGUUGGGAGGCCGGGGCGUGGUGGGAGAUAGGUGGUCGCAACGCAUCCUCUGGAUCUGCGCCCUGGGCAGUGCCAUGAGCCUCUACUUCGUGGCGGUGGAGAGGCAGGCGCAGAACCGCGCGCGGGCGGUGGCGGAGGGCCUCAAGGCCCUCGACGGCGCCGGGGAUGACGUGUGACAGAGGUGGACGCUGCCGUGCAGAGGGGCCUCCUUUCGUUAGGUCAUGAAACGAGUCACAUGUUUUUUUUUUCCUGCUUCACAUGUUCACAGAACCUCAUAGCGUUGCAAUAAUGUACUAAACAUCUGUGCUCAGUCUUUGUAGAAAGGAAUGUUGAUCAAUGUGAUUGUUCUCCUAUUUCACAUAAUUCAUCUAAGCCUCUGUUGCUGCACAGAAAUGUUGAUCUGUGUCACUA
Molecule: messenger RNA, 540 nt
Organism: Sorghum bicolor (sorghum)
Lineage: Eukaryota; Viridiplantae; Streptophyta; Magnoliopsida; Poales; Poaceae
Exons: 2
Coding region: 126-305 (59 amino acids)
Source: RefSeq, a predicted model, not a curated record